AUGGCAGCAGCACCCAAACUCAUGCAGAAGACUCAUCCAAUCUCUGUGAGAUGAGAUCCCAGCAACCCCACCUAUGGACUCUGACAGUCUAUCUUGAACACCAGGCUUCAGGACUGCUAUGUGGACUCGCCAGCUCUCACCAACAUCUGGACAACCAGAAAGUGUGCAAAGCAGAACAUCAAUGCUCCCGUACCAGGUACCACCUCUUCUUGGGAAGUUGUAAAGAACCCAUUAAUUGCCAGUUCCUUCUCCCUGGUUAGACUUUUGCUCAGGCGACAACUGAAGGAGAAAUGCUGCCCAGUACCACGCAAGUUUGGAGAUGCGAAACCCUCAAAGAGAUUAAAGCCCAAGGACGAUUCAGCAACGAAAGCCGCCCAGCGGGGCGGGAUAAGAAACUCCAUCAGUUCCAACAACCCAGGCACAGGAGGCCUGCAGGAGGCGUCAAUGAGUAAAGAAAGUUCAAAGGAGAAAAAAGGAACACUCUGCCAAGAUCUUGAGAGCAGAUAUGCUGAACAUGUGGCUGCCUCCCAAGUGCUACCCCGGGACAUUGGGACAGUGUCCUGGAAGGGCCGACUCACCUCACUUCCGGAAACCAGGAAGAGACAGCAGCUGUCGGAGGAUGCAUUAACCACCCAUGGCCUCUGCACAGAGGGCCACUGGGCUCUGCACCACACGGUGGUGGAGCCAAUGCUGUGGAACCCUUCAGGGACCCCCGAGAGGUACACUUAGGAGCUGGGCAAGGCCAUCAAAACAAAGCCCUGGGAGGCUCUUUGCAGACAGGCUGCCACCCCUGAAGGUGCUCAGAAGGACCCACUGCCAGGCAGGAAGAGGCCAGAGGUCCACGAGGAGCAUGCUCCCAAGAAAUGGCCCAAGUCAAAGAGCGAGAAAUAG
Molecule: messenger RNA, 891 nt
Organism: Globicephala melas (long-finned pilot whale)
Lineage: Eukaryota; Metazoa; Chordata; Mammalia; Artiodactyla; Delphinidae
Gene: C13H22orf31
Product: chromosome 13 C22orf31 homolog
Source: RefSeq, a predicted model, not a curated record